AUGCAAAUAGAUGAAUUGCCGGUUGGAUAGUCAAAAAAGAAUUUUAUGUUAGAGGAGUUUCCUCCAGGUAAUUUAGUUAUUAAUCUAAUAGAUUUCGAUCCUUAAUAAUAAGAAAAAGUUGAUUUACCAUUAAAGUAAAGAGUUAAAUCUAAAGUUUGGAAAGUAAGGCUUUAAGCUUAUGAAGAAUUAAUUAAUGAUGAAGAUCUUGAUUGUGAAUGUGUGAUAUCGAUAAUUUAAGAUAUUCACAUAUAAUGUUAAGAGAAAGCACUUUAGAUAGCAUUAAAAUAUUUUGAAAAUCACAACUAAUUAGAUUCAUCAUAAUAAAAAGAAACAAUUAAAGUUUUAUUAGAAAAAGUGUUAACACAAUAGAAAUUAAAAUAACUUGGUCAUUUAAUUGUAACAUAACUUUUUUCAACUUGUAAAACUUCUAUUUUUGAAGUUAUUAUUUUACAAUUAAUGCAUAAAAACCCAAAAGUUGUUUAAGCAACAAUAGCCUUGUUAACAGAAUUAUUAUAAUAAUUUGGCCUUAAAAAAUUAGACAAUUUAAAACCAUUUUUUCCUGUAAUGUCUAAAUUAACAGAAGCUUAAUAAAGCACAAUUAAAGUAGAUGCUAUUGCAUUUUACAAAGAAGUAACAAAAUGGUAUGGAAAAAAUAUAGAAGCAUUUUUUGGAGGUUUAAAUGAAAAAUUGUAAUAAGAUUUGAAAAAAUUAGCUGAAACUAUAACAGAAGUAUAAAAAGCACCAAAUCAAGAUGGAGAAGCUGAUACUAAUAAUUAAGAACUAUAUGAUUUAGUUGAAGCUGUUGAAGUUUUUGCAAAAUAUACAGAUACAUGGUGUGAAAAAGUAUUUUAAAUAGAAAAAUGGUAAGAAAAAAAAGAGUAAUUAGACAAUCUAUAGAAAUCAUGUUCUGUUCCUAAAAUAUUACCGUCUCCAAAUAUAUAUUCGGUAGUAUAAUUAUUAAAGAAAUUAUUGAAUGAAUAAUAAAUGAUUAUAAGUACAUAAUGUAUCAAAAUAAUUGGAUGUAUGGCUAAUGGUUUAAGGAAAAACUUUAAUUAGUAUGCUAAAAUAAUCAUAUUUCCAGUUUUGACUAAAUUGAAAGAUAAAAAAUAGAAUAUUGUUGAUGAAACUAUUAAUGCUAUCAAAAAACUUUUUUAUAGUUGUAAUCUUGAUGAAAUUUUUGAAGAACUAAAAGCCCUACUAGACGAUAAGGCUCCAGGUUCUAAAGUUAAUGUCUUUAAUAUUAUUGAAUAUUAUAUAGACGAAUCCUCUAAAGAUAAAUUGAACAAACUUUAAUGUAUUAAAUAAUUAAUUCCAAUUUGCAAAAAACUUUCAGAAGAUGGUAAUGCUGAUGUAAGAGCCAAAUCAAUUAUGUUGUUGGCUAAAAUAUCAGCAAAAUUAUAUAAUGGAGUUAUGGCAACUGAUUUAAAAGGUGAUAAAUAAAUUAAAUAUUUAAACUAAGUAAAUAUAUAUAUGGAAGGGAUUAGAGCUAUUUCAGGAAAUGAUUUUCCAUAACCAUAAUAAUUACCAAAUAAAGAAAAUUUAUAAUUAUAAUAAACAACAACAACUACUCCUAAUUCCUCGAAAUAAUAAUUUUUAUAAACUAACAUAAAUAAACCUCUUUAAAUCAAUAAAUAAAAUAGCUAUGAUAACUAAGAAUUAUUAUAUACAACGACAAUGACUUCUAAUUAAGCUGAUGCUUUUUUAAAACAAUAUAAAUCUUCCAAAACUAAAGAUUAAAAUGAAUUAGGAAAUAUUUUACUAUAAAUUACUUAAUAGUCAAAAUAUAUUUUAAGUGUCACUAUGGAAUUUAUCAUAGAUAAAAUGGCAGAGUAAAAAUCUUUAUGUUAUUAGUUAUUCGAUAAAUGUGCUUAGGUAUAUAAACCUAAUCAUCUAUCAUAACUAAUAAUAACCUUUAAAAAUGCAUCAACCUAAAAUUAACUUCUUGAAGUUCUAAAUAUUCUAUUAAAAUACAUACCAUAAAGUGAAAAAAAUAUUGAUUAAUAGAUUAUUUCAGAGUUUCUUAAAAAUUAUUAAAAUCAAUCUAAUAUGAAAACAAGAUCCUUAGUUUAAGAAUGCUAGAAUGCAUUAUAAUAAUUAUUUGACGUUAAAAAAGCUUAGUCUUAGGAUAAAUCAAUAUUACCUUUUCCUUUAAACACAUUUAGUGACUAGCAUUUCGAAAGAAUUAAGGUACAAUUAAAAGUUCCUUAAAUUCCAUAAAAUCUUUAUGAAAAAAUGUUUAGCUAUAACAUAUAAUAAAAUUAAAUGGCAGCAAAUUAUAUCAGAACUAAAAUACCAUUCCCUGGUGAUUUUCGAGAAAUAUUUUUUAAAUGGGGUUAUCUGAUUUCUUGGAUGAAAGAAAAUAUUCCUUUCUAAUAAGAAAUUUCUUAAUUAUUCUAAAUGUUAAUAACUUAGCAUAAACCUACUUUUUUAGAAUAACAGAUAAUCUUUUCUUAUAUUAAAAUGAUGAUUUUAGUAUAUUUUAAGAAUGGAGUAUCAAAAUUAGCUUAAAGAACGCUGCCUUUAUUAAUGAAUUUAUUGGGUGAAUACUAAAAAUUUUGUUUAUAAUCACCAUAAUUGAUUGCAUUCGAAGAUUUUGAUGAAUUAUCUAAUUCUUAAGCAAAUUAAUUAAUAUAAAUUAUGAUAGACAAUUCAAGUGAUUGGAGUGUAAGCAGUACUUUAUAAUAAAAGUAACUUAUUGCUUAAUUGAUAUCUUUUAUUUGGAAAGAAGAGAGUUUAAUUAUUAAUAAAUAAAUUGUUUAAGCUAGUUCUCAAUAAUUAUAAAAUUCUUCUAUUAUUAUUUAGAAACCUUAAAAUAUUGAAGAUCAAAUUUAAAAUUUUUAAAGGUUUAAUCCAGUUUUUCCAGUAGAAUAAUAAAAAAAUGAAUAAAGUAAUUCAGAAAAAAAAAAAUUUCAAGCUUAGGGUUUAAAUUUCAAUGGAAUAUCAUAAAUUAACUAAUAGAUAAAUAGUGGAAAUAAAAAUUAAUUUCAAUAACAACAAAGUAUUUCAAAUAAAAUGGAAAUUGAAAUGGAUUAGAAUUAUAAAAUAUUUUAAUAGAUAUAUUAAAAAUUUAAAGAAACAAAUAAUUUUGAGAAUCCUUAACAAUUUGCAGAUUAAACAAUAUAUUUAUUAAAUAAUUUUAUAAAAGAAUAAUCUUAUGAUAAACUUAAUUCAGUAUUAGAAAAGCUUUUGCACAUAUUGUCAUCAGGUUAAUUCUUGAAACAUAUAUCAUAUGAUAAAUUUUAUAUCAUUUUUGAUAUAUUAAUUUUUAAAAUGGUUGAAGAGUCAACAAAGACAAUCAACAAAGAUGGAGCUCAAAAAAGUUGUUAUAACUUUAUAAAUCAAAAUUUAAUAAAGAUUUUAAAUAAUUAAGAAUUAUCUAAUUUAUAUAUAGCUUUUUUAGAUAUAUUAAUAAAAGUAAAAGAAUCAGAAAAAUAAACUAAAUAAUUUUAUACUUUAAUAACAAAAUGUUUAAGUAAAUCAGUAGGAUAAGUAAAAAGCUAAUUUUAAUGGCAAUAAUUAUAAGUUAUUUUAGAAAAGUUAAAUAAAUAUUUGAUUUUAUGUUCAAAACCUGAGCCAAAUUAAGAGUUAUAAGAGUCUUAAGAAUUCUUAUUAAAAGCAUUAAAAUCCACAGUAAUAUAUCUUUUGCAUUUUAAUGAUGGAACUAGAGUUAGUUAAUGUAUAAUGUAAUUAACAAAUGAUAAAUCAAUUUUGAGAUAAUGGGUUUUAGAAGUGUAAGAAAAUAAUUUAGCAAAAUAAAAGAAAUCAAGAGAUACUCAUAUAAAUUAAAUAGUUGAAUUAUUAAAAAUAGAUUUUGAAAAGAGUGUAGAAUAAUUUGUAUCAUUAGUGAGAAGAUAAAAUAUAGAUUGGAAGCCUUUGGUUGAAUUUUUGAGUUAAUAAUAAAUAAAAUUUAUAGAAUUAAGAUUAGAGUAGACAACUCAUAUGAAUUUAUUGGAGAAAAAAGUAGGAGAAUUAGAGAAGAUGUUAAAUUAAUGA
Molecule: messenger RNA, 3993 nt
Organism: Paramecium sonneborni
Lineage: Eukaryota; Ciliophora; Oligohymenophorea; Peniculida; Parameciidae
Source: the annotation of a GenBank genome assembly